Molecule: messenger RNA, 695 nt
Organism: Trematosphaeria pertusa
Lineage: Eukaryota; Fungi; Ascomycota; Dothideomycetes; Pleosporales; Trematosphaeriaceae
Exons: 1
Coding region: 128-661 (177 amino acids)
Source: RefSeq, a predicted model, not a curated record
CAGCGGGAGAUUUGAAUUUGGGAAAUUUGGCGCGGUGUGAGCCGCGGUGCUUUCACUUCACUGAGGCAGCAGGGGCUCAUUUCGCUUCAGAUUUGCUGCUCUCUGCGUCUUUACUCUUCUGCUCUAGAUGAACCUUCAUUUUAGAGAGGUAAGCCACUGCGUCUUCCUCUUUCUCUUCACUACCUACAUCUACACCUCUUCACAGCCGGCGGAUUGGAAUAUGGCAGCGACGCUCGAGAAGCAAGCCCAGAACUACGACCACUACAUCGUCAAACUCCAAGAGUCACGGGACCAGAACCUCGCCCAAAUGUUCCGCGAGUUCUCGCUGAGACGGCCACGUACACAGGACGACUACCUCUCUUUCAACGAUCUCGCCCAAGCAACCAGUCGGCACCUCCAGAAUUUCCACAGCCUCGUAGUGGCGUACUCCGCCAACAGGAACGCUUGGAAGAUGAGUUCAGAAGAAUUCGAGAGACGUCUGCGGGACAUGCAGCAGAACCUCUUUACAAGCCGAGCAGAGGUCCACCGCCUCAAUCAAAGUGCUGCCAUCCUGCAAAAAUACUUGGACGUGGCAGAGCAAAGCGCGAGCGACCUACUCGCCCGAUAUAAUAUCGACACUCGCCGGAUGCUGGGAAUUAUCAAGGAGCAGAAUCAGAUGUGAGCAUUCCGAUCAGCACACGUCUGCUGUGAUGAAG